Messenger RNA from Thecamonas trahens ATCC 50062, 4175 nucleotides. Its product is annotated as aminophospholipid ATPase. Bases 77 to 4159 code for a protein of 1360 amino acids. Gene Ontology annotation, molecular function: ATP binding; ATP hydrolysis activity; magnesium ion binding. The transcript has a single exon. The record is from RefSeq and is a predicted model, not a curated record. Gene Ontology annotation, cellular component: plasma membrane. Gene Ontology annotation, biological process: phospholipid translocation. NCBI's taxonomy places the organism in Eukaryota, Apusomonadida, Apusomonadidae.
AAAAACACACAACCGCACACAACGACCACCCCAACCACUCCUCCAUCCCCACCCCGCCCCCAUCAUUCCGCUUUCCAUGUCCGGAUUAUCCACGCCCUCGCAGGUCACCGGCAUCCGGACGGUCAAGUCGCACCUGGCCCUGGACUCGCUCGACCCGCCACCGCACGACCUGCCUGCCCUCUCCAUCCUCCAUCCACCGGCUCCACGGACGGUAUUUGAUCCUCCAACACCCCCACCCACUCCGCCGCCAACCUCGCCGCUCUCUUCCACCAGCUCGCUGCUUCCGCUGGAAGAGCCCGACCGCUCCUCGCCUCGCAGCCGUCUCGACACCGCUCGCCUCGCGCCGGCGGCCACCACCACCGCUGUCGCGACGGCUACUACCGCCGCCUCGGCAGUCAUCGCACCGCUUCUUGUCCCACACGCGCUUGUCGCAGCUGUGUGGUUCGUUCCAGCUGUGGUUGUCACCGCUGCUGCAUCGGUCGUCUCAGCCCAGGCCUCGGCGGGCACCAUCGAUCCGCUUGUCCUCGCCACCUCGGCGCGCAACGCUGCCGCGCUUGGGUUGGGCCUCGCACUGGGCAUUUGGCUCACCGGCCUUGUUGCUACCAACACCGUGCUCGCCAUCGACUGCUCCCGCCCGGGCCUGGCCUCGCCGGAAGUCUGCAGCCAGGCGCCGCUCAUGUGGACCGCCAUUGUCGCUGCAGGCUGGGUCCUCCCUUCCCUCGUCGUCGCGCCGCUCAGCUAUCGCCUUCUUGCUGCAGCUCGAAGGCUGAGCGCUGAGCACGGCCGACUCGCAUCGCGGCCCAACGCAGCGCCCAAGUUUUUGUCGUUCCGAGCCUGGUUCGUAGCAGUCCGCGCGGGCCGCGCGGGCGCGCUUGACACCAAUGCUCGUCGCAGUGCCCAUGGCUCGCCACGCGCCGACGCGCCGCGGACGGUGGCUGUUAGCAAGCGACCAGGCGGGAACUACCCCGACAACGCGGUCUCAUCGACCAAGUACACCUUGCUCUCGUUUGUGCCGCGGAACUUGAUGGAGCAGUUCUCGCGGUUUAUGAAUGUCUACUUUCUGCUCAUCGCCACGCUCCAGCUCAACCCGACUCUGGCGCCGGUCAACCCGCUCACCACGUGGAUCCCUCUCAUUCUCAUCUUUACCGCCUCGGCAGUCCGCGAAGCGUUCGACGACAUCGAGCGGGCGCGCCGCGACGCCGCGGUCAACGCCCGCCCGGUCCUGGUCGCGUCUGGGCCUGACUGGGCGUCAGUUCCCUCGCGCCGGCUCCAUGUUGGCUCGCUCGUUCUCCUCCACCAGGACGAGCUCGUGCCAGCUGAUCUGGUCGUCCUUGCCACGUCGGCGCCCAAUGGCUCUGCCGCUUUUGUCGAGACUGCUAACCUCGACGGCGAGACCGACCUCAAGGCUCGCGCUGCGCCUCCCGCCACCUCGGCUCGACUCACCUCGCGCGGCGACUCGCCUGAUCCGCGACUGUGGGACGACGUUGUCGUCACCGCGCCGGCUCCAGACCCCCACCUCUACGCCUUUGACGCCCAGCUCGUCGUCACACCGCACGACGCCGAUGCCGGAGACUCGUCCGACGCCGCACUCAUUCCACUCACUCCCGACUCACUUCUCUUGCAGGGAUCGGUGCUCAAGCAGGUUGCGUUUGCCGUCGGUGUCGUUGUUUACACUGGGUGCGAGACCAAGCUGGCCAACAACAAGUCGCCUCCGCGCGGCAAGACGACUGCCCUUGACGAUGCCAUCAACAGCUUCACCCGGACCAUUUUUUGCAUCCAGCUUGCAGCGGCGGUCGUCCUUGGCUUUGCCGGCAACGCGACCAAGGCCGUGCUUGCGCCGCGUGCGCUGUACCUGGCCUACCCUGCGUCCGAGUGGAGUCAGCUCUCGCCGUGGGCAUCGGUGGUCCUCCCGCUCCGCUUCCUGCUUCUCAUCUCGUACAUGAUUCCUAUCUCGCUCAAGAUCACACUCGAGAUGCUCAAGACCUUUUACGCCGCGCUCAUUGGAUGGGAUCUUGCGCUCUACCACGCUGAGACCGAUACGCCCGCCGCCGCAGUCUCGACUGGCCUCGCGGAAGACCUCGGCGUCAUCACCCACGUCCUCACCGACAAGACUGGAACGCUGACCAACAACGAAAUGGCGCUCGACUCGCUCGCCUGGGACGGCCUUGUCUAUCACACCAGCCACGAGCAGCCGGCCCUGGUCUCGGCCCUCGACAACGGAGUUCACGCAGCGCUUGGCCUCGUGACUGCCAUGGCAGUCUGCCAUAAUGCAGUCCCACUGGGCUCGGACGCAUACGCGCACUCACGGGAUUUAGGCCAGCUCUCGUGGUCGGCGGCGUCGCCGGACGAAGAGGCAUUGGUGGCCGGCGCUGCAGGCCUCGGGUACGUGUGCGUGAGACGGUCUGCGCCGCCGGACUCUGCUCGUGGAUGGUUGCUGGAUGUCCAUGCCCGGGCCGCCAUCGGCACCUCGGAGCCACUCAUCCAACCUGUUGCUGUUGUGGCUCACCUCGCGUUUUCAUCAGAGCGCAAGCGGUCGGGCGUGCUAGUCCGCUUUGAGCCAUCGGUAGCUGAGCGCGGGCCGCUUGCCGGCGGCCUCGCGGCUUUCGGUGAGUAUGUGCUCUUUGUCAAGGGUGCCGACUCGAGCGUCUUUCCGCGGCUUCGCGCCGCCGACUCUUCUGCCGCCGAGCGACUGGAAGGCUCACUUCUGCGGUUCGGCACUGCCGGUCUGCGGACGUUGGUGUACGGCUAUCGGGUUGUGCCGCGCGUCGAGGCCGAGCAGUGGCUGGCUGGCCUCGAUGCGGCACGAGCUUCGAUGAGGCACCGGGCGCAGCGAGUGGCGGCUACGUACGCUGCGCUUGAGCGCGGGCUGACGCUCCUCGGCGCAUCAGCGGUGGAGGACAAGCUCCAGGAGGGCGUGCCCGAAACUAUUGCCCAGCUCCGAAAGGCCGGCAUUCGGUUCUGGAUGCUGACCGGCGACAAGGAGUCGACAGCACGGCAAAUUGCGAUCUCGUGCAACUUGGUCGGUAACCACGGGGCAGCGGUAGUGCCGCUCACAAGCAUUGCGCGUGCGCCGAACGAGGUCCAUGCCAUUCUUGGCGAGGCGUCGCGGAACAUGGGACCGGAGACAUCGCUCGUCAUCGACGGCGCGUCGCUGCGGAUUGUACUGAGCUCUGCGCGCGAGUACUUCGUGCGGCUGGCGCUGUCGGCGGCAGCCGUGGUCUGCUGUCGCAUGUCGCCAGACCAAAAGGCCGAGCUAGUGCGUGAGGUGCAGGCUUUAGGGCGCGGAGCACGGACGCUGGCCAUCGGUGAUGGCGGCAACGAUGUGGCCAUGCUCCAGGCUGCUGCGGUCGGCGUCGGCAUCUCGGGACGCGAGGGCCUGCAGGCCGCACGAGCGGCCGACUACGCUGUGGCGCAGUUCCGGUUCCUCGGACGGCUGCUUCUUGUCCACGGGCGAUAUGCUUACACUCGGACAGCCUACGUGGCUCAGUACUGCUUCUACAAGUCGAUCUACCUCUGCUCGGUCCAGGUCUUCUACAAUGGACUUGCUGGCUACUCGGGCAUCUCGUACUUCAACACCUUUGCGCUCACGCUCUACAACGUGGCCAUCACCGGGCUGCCGAUCCUUUCGUAUGCCCUCGACCGCGACGUGCCGAUUGCACUUGCGAUGGCAAAUCCCGGCCUCUACCAGCACCGACUUCCGUGCUCGGUGGCAUCGCUCACGCGGUGGAUGGGCCUCGGCGUGGCACAAGGCGGCGUGGCGCUUGGUGUAGCGCUGCUCGGCGCUGGCCAUGUCGGGUUUGACGCCGUCUCGAUGGUCACCUACUCGAUCCUAGUCCUUGUCACCCUUGCCAUGCUCAGCAUUGGCCUCCGCGCGCCCAACGCCAUCCACGCCAGUGUCCUCGGCGCCACGCUCCUCACCUAUUUCGUCCUCGUCUCGAUCUACUCGUCCAUUCCUCGGCUCGCGUUUUUUGGCACCAUGGGCCGACUCGCCACCGAGCCUACAGUCUGGCUCUCUGUCGUCCUCGGCACGUCCAUCUCCCUUAUCCUCCCCGCUCUCCAGGUCGGACUCCAACGGCGGCGAGUCGCACCUGUGGGCAACAGCAGCGAUGGCAACAGUGACGGCGCGAGCACGCGACUUUUGCCGAUGUCGAUGUCAUAAAUAGAAAACUUCCAUA